AUGAAAUUCUUAGCUGUAUUAUGUUUAAUUUUAAUUGCUUUUGCUUUUGCUGCUGCAAAUAAUCACGGAUGUAAUAAUCAACCAUGUGGCCAAGGUAGAAUUUGUCACACCUUAAGAGGUUUCUGUAGCUGUGUUGAAAUCCAAAAAUGCAAAGAUGUUGAAUUAUUUUCAAAGAUUAUGAAUCAAUGGGAAGUUGAUGGCAAAGUCUUUACCCAAUAUGAUGUUUCAAUUUCAAACAAUCUUGAUGCUGAUAUCUCACAAAUCUACAUCGGUACUGAUGCCUCAUUAACAUUAAGAGAUUAUGCUUCAAUCUGGAAUGUUAAUAGAUUACCAAAUGGUGAACUCACCUUACCAGGUUACCAACCAUCAAUCAACAAAAACUCAACCUAUACUUUUGGCUUCAUCUUAAAAGGUAACACCAGUGCCAACCUUGCCAUUUUAGCCACUGUUUUCAACUAA
Dictyostelium purpureum is the source of this 459-nucleotide messenger RNA. RefSeq lists its product as uncharacterized. Gene Ontology annotation, cellular component: extracellular matrix. The record is from RefSeq and is a predicted model, not a curated record. Lineage: Eukaryota; Evosea; Eumycetozoa; Dictyosteliales; Dictyosteliaceae. Gene Ontology annotation, molecular function: carbohydrate binding; extracellular matrix structural constituent. The transcript is spliced from 3 exons. Gene Ontology annotation, biological process: extracellular matrix organization. The coding region runs from base 1 to 459 and encodes 152 amino acids.